Messenger RNA from Penicillium macrosclerotiorum, 2151 nucleotides. RefSeq names its product putative forkhead transcription factor Fkh1/2. Lineage: Eukaryota; Fungi; Ascomycota; Eurotiomycetes; Eurotiales; Aspergillaceae. The coding region runs from base 1 to 2151 and encodes 716 amino acids. Gene Ontology annotation, molecular function: DNA-binding transcription factor activity, RNA polymerase II-specific; RNA polymerase II cis-regulatory region sequence-specific DNA binding; protein binding. The record is from RefSeq and is a predicted model, not a curated record. The transcript is spliced from 3 exons. Gene Ontology annotation, biological process: regulation of transcription by RNA polymerase II.
AUGCCACUGUCGAAUCGCCGCCGUGCGCGGCGCAAGGAAAUUCAGUUGCAGGAAACCUCCGACGCGGAAGCACCAGAUUCGUCGCCCAGUCGACCCUCCGCAAAGAAACGCAAAGUUGAUCGCCGCGCCUCCCCCUCCCGCACCGCUAUCAAGGCGGAGUCCGGCGAUGAUGCCGAGGACUCGGCGGGCGAUCAUGACGCCUCCACGCAUCAGGAUAUCGUAGACCUGGUGAUUUCCUAUCUCAACACCCCGCGCGAGGAACUGCGCGUCACACGCGACCACUCCAACGCCAAAACCGAGAACAAGCAGAGCAUUCAGGCAUAUGCAAAGAUCGCCGGCCGCAACUGGACCUACUACGUCAAAACCCUGCAUGUCAAUAUCGGGCGCGAGCCGGACCGCGAGCAGAGAUCAAAUGAGCAAUCCAGCCCCGUCACCAUUGCUGCGCGUGCGCUCCCCGAUGUCCACGUGGAUCUGGGUCCCAGCAAGUUUGUUUCGCGCCUCCAUGCGGAGAUAUUUUAUGACGGCGAAGAGACGCCGGCAUGGCAUAUCCGGGUCAAUGGCCGAAAUGGUGUUCGUCUCAACAAUGUGAUUCUCAAACGUGGCGCCGAUGCCAUUCUCUCCUGCGGUGAUAUCAUCGAAGUGGCCAAUUGCCAAAUGAUGUUUGUGACGCCCGGCGACGAUGCCAAUAUUCACCCUAGCUUUGUUGAGCGUGCGCAGCGUAUUGCCAAUGGCCAAGAGCUGGACCCGGCCACCGCGGCUUGGGAUCCCUCACAGCAUGCCCAUCCUUCCGCGUCCCAGGCCACAGAUUCCGCUCGGCCGUCCUCGUCCGGUGGCCCCUCGCUGGCACCUCCCCCGAAAUUUCUCAACCGCCAAGUUACACCGCCGCCGCGCUCGCCUGACACAGCUGGCAACCGCACAGUUAAGCACUCGCCGUUGUACAACCGCGGUAUGAUGAUGGAGAGCACGGAAGAGAUCGAUUAUAGCAAGGACGCAGCCAAGGACUUAAAGCCGCCUUACAGCUACGCCAACCUGAUUGCCCAGGCCAUCUUCUCCAGCGAGGAGGAGAAGCUUACCCUAAACAGCAUCUACAAUUGGAUCAUGGACAGAUACGCCUUCUAUCGACACUCGCAAAGCGGCUGGCAGAACUCUAUCCGGCAUAACUUGUCAUUGAACAAGGCUUUCCAGAAGGUCCCACGUCGAACGGACGAGCCCGGCAAAGGAAUGAAAUGGCAGAUCGCUGUAGAGUUCCGUGAAGAAUAUCGCAAGAAGCAGAUGCGCAAGGGCACGCAGUCUUCUGCUCCGUCAUCUCCCGCUACUAAAGAGCCUCCAUCAUCAGCACGUGGAACGCAUGUUGCAUCACUGGACACCUCAUUCUCAGCCACAGCCAAGAAGUCCCCGCCUGUCUCAUCCCCGGGUUUCAGUUCUUUCCCCGUGGCUCCCGUCGAAGCGUACACACCAGAGCGUGGCUCACGAGCCGGACGUGGUGUUGGCUCCGAUCAUCCUUUGCGUCAUAUGAACCCGCGCGACUACGAGGAACCUUCACCCCUGCCAGCUCGAUCGCACGCCGCCAAUGCCAGCUCAAGUCAAGCCCAGAACAGCAGCAAUAAUCUCAGCCGUGCCUAUGGGCUCUCGGACAACGUUGCUGGGUCACCGCCAGUACUGUCCUCCUCGUACUAUGACGACGGUCCGUCGUCGAUGAUUACCCCGGCCCCGCAGCGGCAACAGCCCCGCCUGCCCCCUCCCAGCACAGCACAGAUCCCGUCCAAGUUCAUGCCGAUGAGCUCGCCAGCGCAAUUCUGGAAAUUCGCCGAUAUUGGUAGCACUCCGGCUCGGCCGGUGCCGGAUAUGAGCCCGCUAAAAGGCGAGCCCGAAGACCGCAUUAUCGGCGGCUUCCCGAGCAGUAGUCCACCUCCACCGAACCUGGUCAGCCCUAGUAAACCGGGCACCUCGAACGGCCUCGGCUCUAGCAGGACACUGCCACCCUUGCAAUCCGAUGGACCGGAUCUAGGUCCCACUAGUGCGCGGAAGGAAGAGCGCAUGGAGGAUGAAGAUGAAGAUGAUGCAGGCGGCUUCGAUCUGGCUCGUGGCUUCCAACCCAUUGGCUCGUAUCAUCGGCAAUUGAGUAAUGCAGCCCGCGCAACUGCGACUUGA